Molecule: messenger RNA, 1433 nt
Organism: Sardina pilchardus (European sardine)
Lineage: Eukaryota; Metazoa; Chordata; Actinopteri; Clupeiformes; Clupeidae
Gene: snai3
Product: snail family zinc finger 3
Exons: 3
Coding region: 78-971 (297 amino acids)
Biological process (GO): regulation of DNA-templated transcription
Molecular function (GO): DNA-binding transcription factor activity, RNA polymerase II-specific; RNA polymerase II cis-regulatory region sequence-specific DNA binding
Source: RefSeq, a predicted model, not a curated record
CCGUCGUUGUGUAUGAGUCGUUGUGAAUGACAGGGUGCGCUUGAUAUUCACAUACACGGACUGUAGGCUACUAUAAGAUGCCACGAUCCUUCUUGGUGAAGAAACAUCUCCCAUAUAAAAUGCCGAACUAUGGUAUGCUAGAUUCAAAGGAGCACGGACUUCAUGUCAGUUUGCCCGAGUACCCAUGCUGCAUGUCAAGUCCUCAGCAGUCCAUCCUGUGCUUGGAAACGGAACCAUGUUUGACAGCCUCCACCCCGAACACCCUCACACAGAUGGACCUCUUCCACACACCGGGGUCCAAAACGCAGCACGCGCAACCCAGCCGCGUAGCCUCACAGAGCCCAGAGCACGAGCGUGCCACCUUCCCUGGUGCCUCCGCUGCUGCCCAUCCCCACAGAGACUCACACGAGCCUCUGGACCCGCUGAGGUCGCCUGUGGACCUCCAGUGCUUCCGCCCGAUGCCGGAGCUGUGCGUCCCGGGGGAGGUGGUCCCCGGCAGCCCUGCAACGCUCCUCGGGCUGGAGGGUCCCAUUGGCCAGGAACGUUUUGAGUGCUUUAACUGCCGCAAGGCCUACUUCACCUUCUCCGGCUUGGCCAAGCACCGGCAGCUUCACUGCGAAUGGCAGUGUCACAAGUUCUUCAGCUGCAAGUAUUGUGAUAAGGAGUAUGUGAGCCUGGGUGCCCUGAAGAUGCACAUACGCACGCACACUUUGCCUUGUGUCUGCAAGCUCUGUGGGAAGGCUUUUUCCAGGCCUUGGCUACUGCAGGGCCACAUCCGGACACACACAGGAGAGAAGCCCUUCUCUUGUCCACACUGCAGUCGAGCCUUCGCUGACCGCUCCAACUUGCGCGCACACCUGCAGACACACUCAGACAUUAAAAAGUACCAGUGCAGGAGCUGCUCCAAGACCUUCUCCAGGAUUUCCCUUUUGUCCAAACACGAAGAGGCGGGAUGCUGUCCAAUGUCCUGAUCUGCAGUCCAGCCCUGCUUCUUCCCCCUUCACAAUAAGCCAAAGACUUCUGAACGCCUCUACAGUACAUACAGGAUACACGGCAGCUCGCUUUCGGUGUUUAUGAUGGAGGAACAUUGUAAGGCACUCAAAGAGUUCAAGGCCAGUGGUGAUUGGACAGAAGCCAACUUUGGGAUUAUUUCCUAUAAAACUUGCGGGCAUUCUAACAUUCUGGGCUGUAGCCUAUACUGAGGGUGCAUGUGCUUUCUACUGUGGAAUGGUGGGACUAUGUAGGACUAUUUCUGUGUAAGCUGCGACGACAUCUGUGUAUGUAUGUGUUUAAUCACACAUACUGUAGUGUGGAAGCAGUAAUGCAUGCUUUUGAUAUACUUGAAACGUUUAUGUAAUUUCAUAUGUUGCGCUAGAUUUUGGAGAAAAAAAUGGCACUUGUUUUGUAUGAUUCAUAUUUUAGAAAAAGUAAUA